This is a messenger RNA of Melampsora larici-populina 98AG31, 3033 nucleotides long. RefSeq lists its product as uncharacterized. The record is from RefSeq and is a predicted model, not a curated record. The coding region runs from base 1 to 3033 and encodes 1010 amino acids. The transcript has 5 exons. Lineage: Eukaryota; Fungi; Basidiomycota; Pucciniomycetes; Pucciniales; Melampsoraceae.
AUGGAUCAAGAUGCCAAUUUGCCGCCACCGGAUUGCCACACCAACCUCGAAACCGAAGGUAAACUUGUGGAAAUCGACUCUCACAAAGUAAUGGAGACCGCUCAAUCUCUGCCGAGUACAAAACCUACAUCUUUGCCAGCGAUCUACUCUUUGGCAACUACGACUACAAACACCAAUGAGGAAGCCUACUUUAUCUCCGAUCAGCUCUCGCUUGCAAUUCAGACGGCGGAGAAGUCCCUAGCUGAAACUCACUUUUCCGACGAGGAAGGAGAAGAUAAGACCCCACGUUUGUCAACACCUUUGGCUGAUCGGACUAUCAACUUGGAGACAAUCAGUGUCCACCCGGCCAACUCUCAGGAGGCUUUAGAAGCUUACCCGAAUCAAAAGCAAAAAAUUUCUCCAGAGCUCUCCUGCACAACAACGGAGAUUGAAAUGAGCAUCAAAUCACCUGGAAUACUUUUUGAGGCCUCUACUGCUAGCAGCAUACCUAGCAAUUUUCAGCAGGCGGCAGGAACUCCCCCGACUAGAAAACGAAAAACAUCUCCAGCUCUCUUCGAAACCUCAACCGAGAUCGAUUGUGGCAUUCCUGAAAUACUUGUCCAGGGAUCUCAGCCGCCUGGAGCUGGGCGAAACCCUGAGUCACUGUCAAAUACUUUUACCCCUACGAGCUUUAUGCCCUUGGUUCAACUAGAAACUUUAGAGAGUGCACACCCUGGUAAUCAAAAGCGAGCCUCUUCUCCUGGGAGCGCAAACUCCGAAAGAAACGUCCGAUCAAGAAUAGACAAUCAUAGUGAUUCAAACUCGGCGGAGGCAGACAAAUCCGAGAGCAAACCCUUACGAGCCUCGGCUGCUCUUCUCACUUAUUCUAAAUUAAUGACCGCUUUGGAAGAGGCUAGACUGUCUGAUUGUCUUACCCGUCCGAUGGAAAUUGACCUGGAAAACCUGAGGUCUCGAUGCCAGAAGACUGGAACUGCAAUUAUACAUCAGGUUCCUCUCCCGCCCGAAGAUAAGGUGGUAAUCAUACUGGACAAUGAGGUCCAGAACCUUGCUACCACAUAUGGAGGAUCUGUUGAAGCUUUUGACGCUUCAGACUGCGAUUCAAACGUGCAAGACAAGCAAUCUGGAGAUCUGCCUGGUACCGCUUCAAUCGAGAAUUCUACAACUUCAAGCCUUGAAUCUGGAAACCGAAACGUUCUUGUGACAACAAACGAAAGUUCUUGUGAAUCACAGAUUGACAUAUUGGACGAAGGAACCUCCGUUAACGUCGACUCUAGCCACAUCAAGAUACCUCAAAACCCUCGCGUCUCCUUCCCAGAAACAGAAGAAGCUAGUUUCCCGCCAAGUUCGAAUAAUUCAAAUCCAGCGGGUGAAAAUACGAAUUCGAUUGCAUCUCCUUUGCAGUCUACUCUCCCUGAAGCCUCAGACACUCCUGAAACCCACCUUCAGCAAUCACCUCCUGUUCAUACAACGUCCAAGGGCCCUGAAAAACAAAUUCCACCGCCGACUUCAGCUCAGGAAUCCUCCGCUAUCUCACAAGAAAAAGGCGGCAGUGCUGAAAGUACAGCGCCUCUUAUAAAUGUCAAGGCUCAAGUAGUUCCAACACGCGAAUUGAGGACAAGAAUCAAAACCAAAGUGCCUAUCGAGAAUUCAAAUUCUACAAGCAGUAGCGGUCCCUCAACCACUCCAACUUCCGUAACCUCCAGGAAAAAGACGUCAAGCUUGGUCAGCUCGAAAAAGAAAGUUGGCCCUGGCAAAUGCCCUCUGAAUGAAGCUGAAACACUGGAUGAAGUUGAAACAACAAACAAAAGCGAAGGAAACAAAAGCGGGAACAAUUCUGGGGGAUCUUCUGCGAUGGAACAAGAACUCAAGGAACUUUUAUCGCCGUACAAUACUAAUCAAACAACAAAGAAAGGAAAGCUAACCGCGUGGAAGGCACUCAAUUCCUUAUUGGAAAGAAGAAGAUUGGGCGAACCUUUAGAUCAAGUUUUUUUGGACUGUAUUGAUGGAGGUGUAAACAAUGUGGUUAUAAGGACAAAACUCAACGCCCAAAGCUGGUUUGAAGCAAUUGAUCAUACUAUGCCAGAGCUGUUCAACUCCCACAAAGGAGAGCCUGCUCAUGCCCUGGGCUUCUUCAACACUUUGCUAGCAAAGACCGGAUUGCUCGCUGAUAAAGUCCCUCCCGAAGCUCCCCCUUUUUGGCAUCACACUUGGAGAUGCAUGAGGAUGUCUCUUCGGCCCUCCGCCACACGAGUUUCAUCGUUCCUCAAGGUUCUAUUAGACUCCGUCCUACUCACUGGAAAAACGUUUCUCAAAGAACCUGAAAUCCCCGAAAGUGAGAAGAAGAAGACGGGCGUGGAUGCGGUUUGUCAGGCAAUUCAAUGGUUGAAUUCCCAAAAAAGCUCAAAAGCAAAUCAUUCCAAAACUGUUCGUCUGCUGGAUACUAGCAACCUCGACUCCGUCAUUGACAUCGGUCUCAUACAACAAUGGCAAGAACUUUUCUUCAAAGUUCUCGACUCCUAUCUUGUUCAAUACUUUGAAGCAAAUUACAUCCUGAACGAAGAGGCGAGCUCGGAGGAUAAGGCUGUCGCGCUCAGUUUCAAGAAAGACUGGAGAGGAGACUCUCUCAAAUCGCCGACCUUAGGUUACCUGACAAUGUUUGCUUGUUGUGGGAUUCGAGGGCUCAUAUGUUGCUCCAACGACGUAAACCUCACUCCCGCAGGUCAGAUGCUGAGCUUUGCCGUUCUUUCUGAAUGGCUCAGUAAACAAAGGCCAGAUUUCGAAGUAAAGGAACCAAUUUUCAAAAGGAGCAAUCAAAUGUUGAUGAAACUGAUUGAUGGGCUCUUCGACAAGGAGGGUCAUUUUGUGAGACCGGAGGUUACUUGGUAUGAUGUCGCCAAGAAUCUUUGCUUUGAUUAUCUCUCUUACUGGUUUACAGAAGCGGGGGAAAUUGCAGCUGGAGGGAACUUAGUCUUUCCUAAGUCUAGCGCUUUCGUUGGCAAGGAUCAGACUAUCAAAUUUUCAGAAGUGCCUUAA